Symbiodinium sp. CCMP2592 is the source of this 16644-nucleotide messenger RNA. Lineage: Eukaryota; Dinophyceae; Suessiales; Symbiodiniaceae. The record is from the annotation of a GenBank genome assembly.
AUGGAUGCAGAUACCAGCGGACUCAAUCCGAAGACCUGCAGCACCUACUGUGCGACCUAUGGGAUGCUGUGCCUGAAAGCCGCCCAAUCGAGUGGCUCCUGUUCAUUGUCGGUGUCCACAACUGCAUAUCAGACACAAACGAGGUACGGCUGUGACGAGACGCUAGACAACCAAGUGUGUGAGUGCUACCCUGCGAACUGGGCUCCGCAGCUUGUGAAUCCGGCGAGUGAUUCUUCACAGAGGACUUAUUCAAGCUCCUUCGCUGACACAGCGAAAAUAGGAGCUCUUGACGACACCAGCAGCGACCAAAUGUGGAGAGCUGCCACUGAUAGCGGUGAAAACAUGGUUAUCGACAUCGGCUCCAAUAGCUACUAUGUCUGUGGCGUCAUUACGCAGGGAAGUGGCAGUGCAGACUACUGGGUCAAUACCUUCGAGGUGGACUUCAGUGAGGACAACAGCAACUACGCCCCGAUCGCUGGCACUUUUGCCACUGCUGGUGACAAGACGACUCAGAAGCUGUCCCGAUUUCCUUUGCCGAUGCGUGCGCGCUAUGUUCGCAUCUGGCCGUCCACUGUCAACGGCGCCCUCGCCAUGCGCGCAGGGCUGGUGACAUGUGGGCCGUUGAGAGCCGGGACUUCCGGAAACCAUGCCACCAACGCAGGCGUUACGUGUCAUUCGGAUGUUUCAAACUGUGGCACGCAGAUUACUGACGGCAACAAAUGCACCGACAGUACUACAUUUUCGGGUGCUGUGGCGACAGCAUCCACGGAGCUUUGCACUUCCAAGUACUGGGUGCAGCUUGAUCUAGGAGCCACAUUGUCGAACGACGCGCCAACGAAGUUGGUGAACAAGGUGGUGGUGUAUGGAUGCCAGAACUUGAUGUAUUGUGGCCGGGCUCUGGAAGUUUCCAGCGAUGGGACCACCUGGUCGACGGUCUAUGAGGCAAAUACAGCUUAUGAUGACGACGAUGCGCCUAACGUGACGUACAGCGCUGUGGAGUCGGGUUCUGGAAGCGUUUUUCGCUUUGAUUUACGUCCCAUUCGCUAUGUGAAAGUUUGGUCCAGCAUCAGCAGCAGCGCCCUUCAAGUACACUUCGCAGAAAUCGAAGUUUACGAGCAGGCCACGGAGCUGAACUAUCAGUUUGACACAGAGAUGGCCAGCACGGCCGUGACCAUGGGCAAGCUGAGCAACCUGGGGAUGCUGUCCGACUACACAUUCAUGGCUUAUUGGAAGGCGAGUUCCCUCACGACCAACGCCGAUUACCCAAUCUUCGGACAGACCCAAAGCAGCGGCCUGAACUUCUUCGUGAAGCAGACGGCGACCAACACCAUCCAACUUGAGCACAAAGUGGAUGGCUCCGACGGAUGCAGCACAAGUGCGACGUCGGUUUCGGCCAACUGGAACCAUGUUACUCUGUCCUUCACCGCCAGCACAAAGGCAUCAACGUUUUACCUCAACGGUGCCGCAGUGUCGCCAACCUGUGCAGCACAGAUCAGCGCCACAGAUGGAAGUGUCGAGUAUGGAGGCGGUCGCGGAGAGGGCACCUGGAGCGGGAGCCUUCAGCAGGCCAAGGUGUAUACACGAACCGUCUUGUCUGAGGAUUUGACCAAUUUCAGCAACUGGUGCUCCACGUACACCUGCGGGCCAGGAUAUCGCCGUGAUUCGAGCAAAUCAGGAACCUGCAGCACUGCGAGCUGCACGGACGCAGAAUGCUGCGAGGAGUGGCCAACAUGCGCCACAACGGAUUGCACGCAAGACUCAAAGUACACCUCCAGAAGACGCAACUACUGCUUUCGGUCGUGCACGGAGACUCUGUGCUGCACAUGGCGCGUCCUCGGUUCCUUCACACUCACCGGGACUUCAACCCCAACGGUGACAACGCACAGCACAGCCUCCUGGGUUGAUGCGGGUUCCACUUGCAAGGACCAGUUUGACGAUGCGCUCCCUGUUACCACGAGUGGAACGGUUGACCGCACCACUGCAGGCACAUAUACUAUCACCUACCAGUGCACAGAGAACAAUGGCAACACAGUGUUGGACACAAAGACACGGACUGUCACGGUCGUGGAGAGCAUGUACAUCAACCCAGCCUUGUACUGGGUGGUGCAGCGCGAGGCCGGAUCUUGGACGGACACAGUCUCCAAGUGCUGGGACACGGACGACACGUUCGACGCGGAUGUGGCUGACAUGCAUCAGUCGGAGACAUGGGAUGCUAGCGCCCGGCUCUACAAUGCAGAUGGGGCAUCCGGCGGAGUCACCGAGGAAAACCGCACUAUUACCUACACCUGCUCUUUGACCAGCGAGAAAAUCGAAAGGACCUUGAUGAUUCGGGAUGCCAUCCGUCUGUAUGGACCAAAUCCCCAUGUGGUUCGCAGUGGGCGACUUCGGUGGAACGCUGGUGCUUGCGAGAUCUGCGACACGACGGAUACUAACCCUGGAGAGACAUCGUGCUCAUAUUCGGACGACAACUCCACUACGACGGACAGGUGUGCAUUGACGGCUACAGGCUGGAAGGCCAGCAAUGACAAGGGAGAGGGCACUUAUUUGCAGCUGGAUCUGGGUUCAGCACUCAAAGUGGCAGGAGUGAAGACCAAGGGCCACUCGAGCGAGGAAGCAUGGCUGAAGACCUACACCGUCGCCUACUCCACUGAUGGCUCGAGCUGGAACGACGUCUCCGGCACGUUCACGGCCAACACCGACCAGAACACGGAGGUUGAGGCCAUGCUGCCGUCCCUAGUGGAAGCACAGUGGUGGCGCAUCAUCGCGAAGACAUUUCACAAUGUGGUGGCAGCUCGAGCUGCGAUCAUGGUCUGCAGCUCAACCAGUGCGAGCACUGAUGCAGAUUGCUUGUGUGGCUAUGUUGCCGCACCAGCUGCUGAAGCAUGCCGAACCGAUGUGACUGUGGACUGCAUCGAUGCUACAGGGACCGCUCAGACACCAUCCCUGAGCCCUUCAAUUAUCAAGGCACUUGAUGCAUCGGAGACUGUCGUGACCUACUCGUGUACCGGGGCUCCCGACUACACGCGGACCGUGAAGAUCCGGGAUUCGAUAUCUUUGGUCGGCAGCUCCUCUGUCUUGGUUCCCGGUGGUGUGUCAGGACAAUGGAACGUUGCGUCGAGCGGCACAUUUUACGAGACUGGCAGCACAUGCAUCACUCACGAGGGCGAGGAGCUUACGCCAAGUGUGGACUUGGACUAUCUUCCAUUCACUACGGAGCGAACCUACAUCAUCAAUUACGAAUGUCGAAGACGGGCGGCCCCUGUCUUGCAGCGCACUGUGGAGGUGCGAUUUCCCCACAGGUUUGAGAACGAAGCCAAGAAGGUGUGGGCGCUGGGAACUGAGUUAGGCUCCUCUGCGACGCACUACGAAGAUGCAUGGGCCUGCAUGGACUUAACGGCAACAGCACAGAGCUCCUCGCGGCUGUCAGUCAGCUCGGAUUUUUUCGAUCGCUACAUCGAGAAUUACGUCUCCUACCCAUUUCCUCCCUGUUCUACCGGGGUGCCGCUUAUUGUACGCUCAGGAGAAAUUCGUCACCCCAUCUUCUUGGCGGGCGACCGGCAGGAGUUUCACUUGGGGAUCAGCUCUUCAGGUACCCCCAGCUUGGGGCAAUCGGACUUUGACACCCGUUUCGCAGCAAGUCCCUUUCGCAUCAUCCGCCGCACUUGUUCAUCCUGUGAUGCUGGCUUUCAAGACAUCUACUAUCGGCGUCUCACGGACAUGCCAAGUGGCUUCUCUGCUUACAAGCAGAUGGCCUGUGAAUGGACCGAGACUGACAACAAGGGAGGGACAGAUUUUAAGAUCUACAGCAGCCUGGCAGAUGCUAUCGGAGACACGAACGCAUGGUCUGAGUAUGGCGGCUUUGGAAGUACGGAUGUAGGCUUUCCAGGAACAUCCGGCCCUUCUUCUGCGUCAAGUGGCCAGUACAGCAGCAUACCCGUAUCGGAAUGUUCCUCAUCUUCAACCGCGACUGGUGUGGACGGCAGCUUCUACAUCUACGACUACGCGUCCUCGGUGGUGCCUGGCACCUGCACCCGAAGUGUAGGAACUCUUGGCAGCGGUGCACAGUGCGAGGAUGAUAAUGGCCAGGAGAGUCGAUUGGGUUUCCUGAUGUUCACGAAGGAAUCUCGUGCAGCAAGAUGGCAAUCAACCGCCACGUCCUUUGCGGAGAACUUUGUCUGUGCUCGCUUCACAGGUGUGGAGUGGCAGUACUUGGAAGGGACCACAUGGACUCAGUUCAUCCCAUACCCAACUGACGUACUUCUGGCUAGAAUAGAGUUCGACAACAACACGAUCACGUCGUUGAAAGGAUCGGAUGAAGAGUUUUACACGGUCAAGAUGGGUUUCGUGGAUGGGGACUUGGAUUUCACGCUGGGCACCAGUUCCGUCACAAUUGCCGGUACAUCUUUUGUUGCUCGGUGCGGCGAGGAUUUAUGGUGCCGCGGCGGUAUUCGACCAAGCGGAACGGACGGAGCAUCGUACUGUUGUGCAAGUUCUUGUACAGUAUGUGGAGGGGCAACUUGUUCCGACAAUGGAGCCUUGGACAUCUGCUGCUUGAGCACUCUGCUGGAAGCUGGGAGGGUUUGUCGCGACCAUGAUGAUGUUUCCUGCUUGAUUCCAGAGUCGUCGGUUCUGUGCGGUGGCAGCCUGCAGCUGAGUAACUUCGAGUCUGCGGCAACCAUGAAACAGGCUGGCUGGACCAUUGACAGUGACAACGACGCCGACCUGUUCUCCCCAGAUUCUACACUCAAUGGCUGGUACAGGGGGUUUGCUUCGGGCUCUAAUGCCGGGGGGAUCAGUGUCACCCUCCGGGGAUAUGGGCAACUCGAUCUGACCUUUGGAAAUGGAAAUUCGGUGUCGGGCACAACCAACCAAGUACAAGUACUCCUCGGCGGCAACGAAGUAGACACCGCCGACUCCACGCAGUCAGAGAAGACGGCUACUAUCGAUUUCACGGAUGGGGAUGUGUUGGAAAUCAAGGAUGCAGGGGACGCCAUCAUUCUUGUCAAGGGCCUUGCCUUCAAGUGCUUGGUACAGGAUUUCUGGCCACGUGUGGUCAUUAGAAGUGGAGAGUUUGGUGCUCCGAGCACCUGGACCGCAUGGCCUGCGGAGGCCUGCUAUCUUGAGGAGGAGUCGACUGGCACCUGGAGCGGCACGGUGAGUGUAAGCAGCAGCUCGAUUUCGACUGCCAGCGAAGGUCUUUUCCCAGUGACUUACACAUGCAGUCGAAACAACGUCCCAACAACAAGGACUGUGAUCGUGAAAGUUCGAGAUCCCAUCGAGCUGGUCGGCCUUGAGGCCAUGAUCGUCCGCCAAUCGGCUGGCUCAACCUUGGCAGAUCCUGGCGCAGCAUGUAUCGACCGAGACUUGGUCCCGCUGGCUGUUUCCACUUCACCGUCAAGCAUUGCGUUGGACAACGUUGGCGAGUACUCUUUCACAUACUCCUGUACUGACAGCAGCAGCCGAACUUCCACAAAGAUCCGCUAUGUUCAAGUUGCGCCUGCCAUAGAAUUGAAGGGGGACGCAGUCAUUGUUAUCGAAAAGGACAAGACAUGGAACGACCCGGGUGUUCAGUGCGUUGACGUCAACGGAGGUUUGUUGGCUCACACAGCCAGCCCUUCCCCGGUAGACACAACCUCGGCCGCCACGAACACGGUCACCUAUACAUGCACGGACAGUACUUCUGCAGCCCUGACCGCAACCAGGACCGUGAUUGUGACGAGCGGCCUGCCCGGAACCAUUGUUCAGGGUCCCAGCUCUGGCAUUGUCCUACUUCUCGGAGAGACGUUUCAGGAUCCUGGGGUCUGCUGCAAGGAUAGCCACAAUCAGGUCUUGCCCUUCUCCAGCAUCCUGAAUACCGCGCAUUCUGACUGGAGCGGGUUACAAACACUGUUCUACAGCUGUACAAGCUUCGACGUGUCUGAAAGUGCCGUGCGGACCCUCACAGUCAACAACGUGCCAAAGAUCUUUCUCACGGGUGAUGCUGAAACAUUGUCGGUAUUGGAUAACUUGUAUGUAGAGGCUGGGGCAGUUUGCACAGACAUCGAGGAUGGUCUCAUAACGGCUUGGGGAGCGACUGGCUUGGGGAGUGCGCAGAAGCUGCCCUUGCUCAGAGCGGGCGCAAGCGGGACGGUGACGUCGGGCGCAGCGGAAAAUAUUAUCGAUGGCGACGAGGCGAGCUCAGUGACUCAAGCUUGUGAGUCCUGCGUAGAGGUUCCUCAGUCGCUGCACUUGUGGGUAGACCUGGGUGCCGGCAAAGUUGUCCACCAGUACGCACUGGCUGGGACCGUGUCCGGAGCCAGCAUUUUAGUCGGGCCGGACAUUAAUGUCGGUCCUGCUUGCAAGACUGGCAUCACGACCUCGCUUGGGAGUUCUUCGAUAGUGGACUGCGAUGCUCCUUUGGCCGGCCGGUUCGUUACGCUGGUUGGGUCUGCUUCCUCCAUGAAAGUCUGCGAGCUCACCAUUUACGGCACGGUCGGGCCCGCAGCACCUGCUAGAAUCAAUAUCACAGGUACACCAGCAAGCUGCACUGGAGUUGAUGCUGUCACGCUGGAGCUAGCAGGACACAACGACAGCGCCUUGGGUGUCAUGUACUCCACUCAGCUGCCUGGCUCGAACAACGAGUUGCGUACAGAUCUAGGCACGGGACCUCAUCUACAGACAGAAGCUGUGGCCGGCAAAACUUUGGGUACUCCUGGUUCAGAGCGAUGGGUACUGCGUGAUUCAAACUGGGUAGAGCAAGCCUAUGCCAGUGGAGGAGAAAGCUUUCCACCAUUGGAUGGAAGCCAAUGGACUAUUUCAGGGAGUGGCGCGACUUGUACGGGCCUCUCCUUCGCAAUCGAUCCCGAAGACUCGUGUAGCUGGCUGUUCGGGCCAUCAAGCGCUGACGACCAGUAUGGCUGCGGGGAUGGCAGCGAGUGCAACACGGAGGGCUGCUGCUCCACGGCGGGUGGUCUUGCACGAUGUCCGCCCAAUCUCCCGAGGAUGUGUGAGGCACAGACCUGCGGCAGCGACUACUGCUGCAAAACGGAUUGUGCUUCUCAUAGUGGAAAUCGCUUGUGCAAGCAAAGCUCCCUGCCUGCUGUUACCAGCACUGGAAGCUCCACGCUGGCACGGAUGGAAGUGGUGAAUUCCGUCUUGCCCAACGACCCUGCAAUCUACAAGGUGACGUACACUUGCUAUGAUUCGGCAGGUGCGCAUGUCUCUGUCACGAGAACGGUGGAGGUGGGAUGUGAAGAUCCAAACCCCGGUGGAACCUACGGCGGCAACCGCGUUGCUUGCAGCACGAUUUACAAAGAGACAGAGAACGUUGCGAACUACGAUGCCUGCGAGACUCUCUGCUUGUCGGCCAACAGCACUGAAUGUGUGGCAUACUCGUUUUUCACCAAUGGUACAUGCCAAUUUCUAACGCUUUGCACAGGGCGCUACUUCAUGAUUAUUAACGGCACUGACCGGCAUGUGGCAUAUUGCAGACGCGUGGACACAGCUCCCAGCAUUUACCUCGAAGAUGGUGUCAGCUGGUUCCUCUUGGGUGCCACGACUUACAGCCUGCCGAAGGUGAGCUGCUCGGAUUCUGAAGAUGCUGGAAACAUGGGGGACCCGACAGACAACAUCAACAGUGUCGUGGAUGUAAACACGGCUGGGAAUUACAUUGUAACAUACACGUGCACGGACAGCGCGGGGCAGUCAACAACUGGAACACGGACAGUCACAGUAAAGGCAAACUGCUCGGUGCCUACAGUCGUCAAUCAGAACUCCACCACCGGCUACUGUGUAGAGGGGACGACGUUUGCUCAUGGCACCACGUGCACGGGUGCCUGCAACUAUGGCUAUGCGCCACGAAAUCCAACUCAUACCUGCACUACCAAGUCAGACACUGAUUACGAGUCUGCGUUUGAUCCCUCUCUUAUCUUGUGCGAUGUCCUUCCUUGCAACGAGCCCUCCGUCGCGAAUUCUGCUGUCAGUCCUACAGAUGGCCAACCGAAGGCCUGUGAAGAGAGCAAUACCGCGCGUGAGAUUCCGGAUUCCAGCGUUUGCACUCCACAGUGCGCUGAUGGCUAUGUUCCGCGUGUUCCAGGUGUUGGUUCGGGUGCUACGCUGGCCUGCUCAGCCAAGAUUUUGGACCCACCGACCUUUGUUUGUGAGCUGCCGGCCGCCCCUCCGUUGUCGAUCUUCGCACCUUCAAGACCUAAGCCGGAGGGCGCUGUGGAUAUCACGCUCCAGUUUGCAACUGGCACGGCCAACGAUUGCGCUUGGUCUGGAUUCAUCUUCGAGGGCAAGGAAGUAAAAAGCGGUGAGACAACGACCUACGGCGAGAUGGUCGGAUGUGAAAACAGCAUUUUCACGGCACGAGAUGUGGUGACAUGUAUGGCGACCGGCUUGACGGAGGGCGGUGAUUACCAGUUUCGUGUCAUGGAGGUUUGUACUGACACGAACAUGAACAGCCCUUGGACAGAAUCUGAAGUGUUGACACUGCGAUUCGUUAUCGUCCCAGACAUUUUGCUCCUGCUCCCAGAGGGCGAUCAGUACAGUGCCGUUAGCCAGGUGCUCCUCGCAAUGCAGGUGGAUGUGUACGUGACGUCCGACACGAGCAAAGCUUUCGUCAUCGAUCGCAAGAACAUCCGAGAGGGAGGUGAAGAGUGGUGUCCGACCAUCCAAUGGCGUGUGCCUGCGGAUUCGAUCAUCGAUGGCAGUCCAUCUGGAGCUUCCACUGUCGGCCUGAUUCAGGAGCGGAUUCUUAUUGCAAACUUCCCAGCGGACGACUUCAUCAAGCCUGGAUGCUUCUAUGAUAUCGCUUUCGAAGAAGGUUUGUUUGUGACGGAGGACACUCCGUCCAAGGUCAAUCCUGAGUUUCGGUGGAAUUUCAGCUACAUUGAUCCGUCUCCAGUGAGGAAGGUACUUCAGGUAAGUUCGCAGGAAGUAAAGGAUGACGGCAUAGAAGUGACCUUCCUCGUUCAAUAUGAUUUGGCAUCAGAGAUCAAUUGCUGCCCGACCCAACAGGGCAUGCAAGCUGUUUGCCGAUCCGAUUUGCAUCACAUCUUGUCGUGCAUUCGCUUUGCGACUCAGUCAGCACGGCCGGUGGCAAAAAGCCUUUUCCUCGUAGGCACCGUUGCAGCGGUGGAGCCGGAUGCGGCGCCCUUGCGGGUGACUGGCCGGGUCGGCACGGGUGCCUUGCGGCAGCCGAUUUACAGCAGUGACGUCAACAGGACACAUGCAGAAGCAAUGUUCGAUGUCAACACGCCACCAGAUGACUGCUGGCAUAGGACAGCCGGUGAAUACACGGUCUUCGAUGACACGGCUUUCAGUUUCAGUGUUCCGGCUCUGGUGCCAAGCAAGCAGUACACCAUCAACUGUGACGGCUGGAAACGCUCCAAGCCCUGGGUUCCUGUUGUUUGCUCGAACUUUCCGGAGGCGUGUCCGGAUGUUAGCUUCACAACACUGGCUGACACCCGUGCGGAUCUGCAGUCUAUUGGCAUUCUGAAGGUGGCAUUGUGUGCCGACGGCACGCAGGUCACGAUGUCAUCGCGACUUGGAUGCAAUAUCGGGGAUCGCUUUUGCGUCCCUGUUUUGCAACCAUACUGCGGUGUUGAGAAAGCAGUGGGCGAGGUUGCCGACACCGAGGUGAACUUCACGGUUGCUCCAGUGUCCGACUUCGCUACCAUGACGUACAACAAUCCAGAGUACGAGUAUCACAACUUCUCGUAUGAGAAGCAAGCUGAUGGCGCCAGACUGCUGAUGCUGACUUCCUCUCUGGACGUAACGGUGAAGCUCGGGCCAGAGACGGGCCCAAGGGUCUUUGCAGUGGCUCAGGCUUUCAACGUCUCUUUCACGGAUACAAAGCUGGCAAUCUUGAAGAUAACUGUCACUCCAACAACUGGAGCAUCUUACUCCGUUGAGGGGGCCGGCUCGGAGAUAAUGGCUCGGAACGGUGACCUAGUUACUUUUGACAUGGAGAAGGAUCCGGUCACGCAGUUGACCGACAUCAAUGUUUCUCUGGGCGGCUCCACCUUCUUUCCGCAAUUGACCUCGGUGCCCAGUGAGUUCGUAAUGACGACAAACAUUGAGGGGCAGGGUCAAGAUGAAAAUGAGUCGCUCGACCGCACAGCAUGCCCGAAUGCCCUCCUGAUUCGACAUGAGUACAAGAUCACUUUCCAGACUCCCACCGUGACCCCGCAAAUUUUGACGCCAACAUUGACAGCCUCGGGGCAGAGCCGGAAUCUCAUGACUGUUCUGGACAACGUGCCGACGACGGCAUCUGUCAUUGAACAGGUCAGUAACCCAGCGGACUUCAUCCGACUCAGUCUCCGGAAGGUUGGCGAGGAGACCCAGGAACCGCCAGGAUUUUGUGAACAGCAAAUAUUCUCCGAAGGCUGGACCAAACUAGAUUGUGUCGUGACGCUAACCCCUCUGAACAAAGACAGCCUGGUGCUGGAAAUACAAGUGAAGAAUUUCACUUCCACGCUAUGGCAGCUUGCAAGCGAUUUUUCUAUGACAGGGCAGGUUGACUUCCAAGCACCAACUGUGACCGGUUUGUUCACGAGAGAUGCAAGUGGGGCGCAGUCGAAUGGUGUGGUCGUGGAGCAGGUCAUGACAUCGGAUCCUGUCUUCUACCUCCAGGGACAAAACUUUGCAAGUCUCAUGGACCUUUCGCUGACCUAUGUGGAUUCGAAGAUUUAUCAGCUGUGGUUGGUGCUCGACCGGGCUUCAAAUUCAAGGCUCUUGUUCUGCUCCUCUGUCGAGUAUGUGUCGGACACGGAGCUGAAGUGUUUGAUUACCUCGUGCUUGGAUGCACGGAAUGUCCCGGCGGCUCCAGAAGUUGUCCUUCAAAUUGGUGAUCUCGAAUCCACUUCCGUGAUUGGACAGCUGACGCUUCCACAGCCCCAGAUCUCGAUCAUCACCCCGGCCGCUAUCUUCGAUGCUGGCUACUCGGAGAUCGAAAUCGAAGGCGUCUCCUUCGGCGAAUUCCUGGCUGCGGAUGGCGACUUCCAGGCGGCCUGCCUCUCGUGGCAGACGAAGCUGAGCAGCUUGCUCGCGGCAGACUCAUCGAGGAGGCUGAGCUUGGCGGACCAGAUUCCAGCUCUGCAAAUGCUGGGAACGGCAAGCGUAACUGUCGGUUUGGCAACCUGCACUGUGCAGGUGCAAAACAACAGCUACGUGAAGUGUUCGAUGACAAGCCCUCGUCGCGCAUCUCGGGAAGCUCCGGCGGCCGGUGAACUCUUGGGCCGGAUCAUCUCCGAGAAUGUGGACGCCCCCUGGAUAACAGAUAACAUUCAAGUAAACGUGAUACUGAAAGUGGGGUCGCUCGAAGAGAUGAACAAGCCGGUGUUACCAACGCAGAUUUCCCAGUGCGAGCAGGAGGGGUACUAUCGACCAAGCGAGGACAGUGAUGGCUGCGAGCCUUGUCCGAAGGGCACAUAUUCCAACCGAUUCUCUGAUCAAUGGCCGCUGGGGUGCACCUUCUGCCCCUCUACGUCAUAUCAAGAUCAGGUGGGCCAGACGGCAUGCUUGCCAUGUCCAGCAAAUACCUUCUCAGUUCCGCCGGCCGUUUCCUUGGAAGACUGCCGCUGCAAGAAGGGUUACUUCUCACCGGUUUAUGAUGCGAGCCAAACAUAUGGCAAGCCGGGUUAUGCUUGCGUUGCGUGCCACACCGAAGACUUCACGACACAAGCCAUGGACGACGAGCCCUGCUCCGUCGAUGUUCAGGGAACGCUCUGUGACGAGCCUGUGUCGCAGGUUUGCGUGCCGAGGGUGACAGGCUCCUUCGACUACCGGCUUUGCAUGAUCUACUGUGCCGGUGGGACCAUGUUGCCGCUCGCGAAGCCGUACUUCUACAUCUCCAAAGCUCAAGCGGCUACCAACACUCAAAAUCCAGGCGUCGAGGAGUACAAACCUGUCAUUGAAAGCUGUCUGCCCUCGACAGCAUGCUUGAAUGGAAACCAGUGCAACACCGGUUAUGAGGGUCCAAACUGUGGUGCGUGCGUGUUCGGAUACUUCCAGGAUCCGGAGUCAAACGUAUGCACUCGAUGCGGGGAGGAUCAGGUCCUCGGCACUCUGAUCUUCAGUGCUCUCGGCAUGUGUGGAACCUUUGGAGCCUUCUUCCUAUCGCUCCUUUACCUGAAAAUGCUCUCCGAUCCCAUCUUUAAGGGUCAGAUCAAGCUCUACAUCGCACGCAAAAUCGUGGAUCGCAUGAAAGCAGCUAUGGGAGGAGGUGGUGGAGGAGGUGGGGGCAAUCCGUUGAUGAAAAUGAUCGACAAGUUUCGCUUCAAGCGUGUGACCUUGAUCAUCCGCAAGCAAGAUAUCGCAGGAUACUGGCCGUAUUUCCAGAACAAGGACUUGGGCUUCGUUUUCCGUGUGGACAAGGAUCGAACCAUCCACGUGGCCGGCGUACGCCCCGGGUCGCCCGCAUCUCGCCUCGGCAUCUCUCACUCCUGGCGGCUCCUCGUCCUCAACGGCAAGCACCUCCGGGCUGACACUGACGUGCAGGAUGCGCUGUCCAGUUGCAAGCUGCCGAUCUACUGCCUCUUCCGCGCUCCUCGGGCAGAAAAAAGCGAUGACGAAGCCGAGCUCGACACGUCAGAUGCCAAAGAACUGAGUGCCUCGGGGGUGCGGCUCAUCACCAUGUCUCUGUCGAUCAUGCAAUCCUUCAAUGGAAUUGGUCGGAUAGAUCUGGAAUGGCCAGAACUAUUCACGAAGAUCAUGGCGGUGAUUGCCAACCUGUCCUUCAACUUCAAUUUCUUUCAGCCGGACUGCAGUGUUGAGAGUCCUUACUGGCAGAACUGGGUCAUGUUUACCAUAAUGCCUUAUGCCUUGAUGUUUCCCAUCACGUGCUCGUACCUUGUCGUGAAGUACCUCUCAUUCCGCGAGAGCCGCGGUGACCCGCAGUACCGAGCAGCUUGGACGAAGAAUCAAGAUUCGGAAACCUCUGGCAGCGGAAACUCUUCACGCAUCGUAGAUUGCAGUGCCGUUAAGGAGGUGCAGGGGUGGCUGCUCCUCAAUGCCUGGGGUAGGGCGAUGCUGACAAUCCUCUUGCUUUUCAUCCAGCAGCAUAUGACGCAGUUGAGCAUUCCAUUCCAAUGCAAAUCCAUGGCGGAUGGCUCUCAAGUGCUGGUGGCUUCGCAAGAUAUUGUUUGCGAUUUGGCCGACACCAACUAUCAGCUGCUUUUCGGAAUCGCAUCCUUGGGAUGGUUUAUCUUUGGCUCGGGUUUCGCCGUUCUGAACGUAUGCCUGUAUUGGAGCUACCACUGGCAAGCAGGGACAAAGACGCGCGACCGCAUCCCAAUCUAUGUCGCGGCUGUCGAGAUGAGCGUGGAGAACAUGAGGGGCUGGGUCGAAGCCGUGCGGCUGCGGGUUUUCAGCAACAUUGUGGCGGUCCGCACUUACCCGACUGGAAAGGACACCGAGGCAGCAGAGAAGCGCCAGUUGAUGGAGGCGAAGAUGAAGCAACGGGGUGCUGCUGUGGUGCCCGAUAAGCAGGGAAAAGACUUGGACAAGGAAUUGGCCGACAUGCGGCGGCGCAAGGCAACCCUGGAGGAUGAGGUGAACCUUAAGGAGAUCAAGCUGAAGUGGAAGAACAAGGAACGCUUCACAGAGAAGGGGUCUUGGCCCGACCAAUUGGAUGGCAGCUAUCUGACCUAUGGUUGGGUGCUCAUCUUCAGUGCUUUGGGCCGCAGUGGGCAAGCAGGCAGCUUCUUUCGCCAGUUUGCCCUGAUGCUGUCCGCCCUGAUGGCCGUGGAAUUCCCACCCUUCGGGGCUGCCGCACAGUCCCUGGUCUUCAUGAUCAACUUUGCGGCUUUGAUCCUCCUGUUCCCAUACACGGCCAGACUCCUGAACAUCGAGGAGUCAGUCCUCACAGGCUGCAUGGCAUUCCUAACUUUCAUGGCCGCUUUCAAGGAGAUGGUUUCCAAGCACAACAAAGCUUCGCAGUACCAGUCCACCAUCGAUGCUACAAGCACGCUGAUUGACGUGCUGGUUCUCAUCAUCGUGACGAUAAUCAGUGGCACCAUGGUCUUUAACGCCUACAUCAUCAUUGGUGGGGCUGUCACGACGGAGUCGGACGACCAGAUCUUGAACAAGGCUUAUUUUGAGACCGCCAUGCAGCAAGAGCGGCUGCGCGAGGAAGAGGAGCGUGGCCGCUUCCAUCGCCAGAUGGAGGAAGAAGCCAGGGACGAGGAGGAUGCCCAUGAGGCUGCCUUCUGGAACGACCCCUUGCAGGCAAUCGAGAAGGAAUGCAUUGGACUGAAGUUGAUACCCUUGCCAGAUUCCGAAGCGACGGAACUGGAUAAGUGCAUCAGCUCGAUUACCAGCCCAUUCGUGGAAGAGUUGCGGGAGAAGCGCGAUGCUUUCGAAAGUACCAUUCAGCAGAAGAAGGAGGCUCUCAAGACAAGGGAGCAGAUGGAAGCUGAAGAACUGAGACAGAUGCGAUGGGAAGAAUUCCGACAGAAGAAGGCUGAUAUCUUUUGGGCGGCUCAAGAGGCUGAAGAGCGCAACGCUAUGUUUCAUGAAGAUCCGCAGCGUCUGCACGAGGCUUUCCUGCAAGAGGCCUUGCAGCUGGCAGAGCGCUACGAACGUGACUGCAUGGAACGAGUAGAGCGAGAACAGCGCGAGGUGGAGGAGUGGAACGCCAACCUGGAAGCUGCCGAGCGGGUGGCGAUGGCAGAGGAGGAUCUGCUGUGCGGAUCUCAGCCUUCGGCUCAGGAGCCCGAGCUACGGGCCCGCGAGCUGCGGGACAUGGCCAAGUUGGAGUUCCGACAGCGCGAGGUGGAGGAGACAAACGCACGCCUCGAGGCGAUGUUCUUGGACAUGAUGCAAAAGGAGGAGCAACGGCAGAGAGAGGUGGAAGAGUGGAACUCCAACCUGGAGGCCCAGGCCCAGGAGGCGAUGGAAAGGGAGGAGGAGCUCCAACGAGAAUACGACGAGUUCCUGGAAAUCAGCCGCCUGCAGAUCGAGAAGGAUCAGCAGAAGAAGCUGAGAAAGGAUGAGCUCAAGCGCAUGCAAAAGGAAGAGAAGAUCAUGCGCAAGUACUUGCAAAGCCUACUGGAAAGUGAGGAGCUCGAGCUGAGCCGCAUGGCCUCGGAAGAGCAGCGGACGCGACAAGUCGAAGAACUCGCCUCGCAGCUUGAAAUACAGAACCUGGAAGACAUGCGCUGGGAAGAGCAGAGACAGAAGGAGAUCGCGGCCUACUUGGCCCAGCUCGAAAACGAGGAGCGCCACAGCAUGGCCAAGGAGGAGAAGCGGACACGAAAGUUUCGGAAGAAAACGCAGGAGCGGCUGGUGCUCGUGCUUGACCGAGCAGGCAUGGAGGUCAACGACUUGCGUGUCCAAGAACGUGCCGCCAAAACGCUGCAGAGAGAGCGCACGCGAAUGGCCCAAGAGGACGAGGAAGCCAAGGAACAGCGCGCGAGGGACCGAAUAAGGUUGGAGAUUGAAGAAGAGGACCGCAAGAGGCGGCAAGCCCAAGCCGAGCGGGAGGAGAUGGAAAGGCAAGCACAGCAAGCAGAGGCCGAGGAGCGGCAAAGGAGAGAAGCGCUUGAGCAAGCGGAGGCCGAGGAGAGGGAAAGACAAGCGAUGCAGGAGCAGUCGAAGGCGGAGGCCGCGCCUCCCCUGCAAACCGAUGAGGAAGCAGGCAAGCCAAGAAGGCGCCGGCAGAACAAGGCGGAACAUGAGGAAGAGGAUCGCAAAGGGCGGCGACAUUCUCCCAAAGAACAGGAGGUCGAGGAGAUGGACAGCCAAGCGCUGGAGCAAGAGGCAGAGGCUGCCGAGCCUGCUGGAGGGGAGGAGGAAGCAGCGGGUAAGUCCAGAACGCGAAGACGAAAUAAGGCGGAGGAUGAGGAAGAGGGUCGCAAAGGUCAGCGACAUUCUCCAAAAGAGCAGGAGGUCGAGGACGUGAAGGAGAUGGACAGCCGAGUGCAGGAGCAAGAUGUAGAGGCUGCCAAGCAGCCUACUGAGGAGCGGCAAAGGAGAGAAGCGCUUGAGCAAGCGGAGGCCGAGGAGAGGGAAAGACAAGCGAUGCAGGAGCAGGCGAAGGCGGAGGCCGCGCCUCCGCUGCAAACCGAUGAGGAAGCAGGCAAGCCAAGAAGGCGCCGGCAGAACAAGGCGGAACAUGAGGAAGAGGAUCGCAAAGGGCGGCGACAUUCUCCCAAAGAACAGGAGGUCGAGGAGAUGGACAGCCAAGCGCUGGAGCAAGAGGCAGAGGCUGCCGAGCCUGCUGGAGGGGAAGAGGAAGCAGCGGGUAAGUCCAGAAGGCGCCGGCGCAAAAAGGCGGAGGAUGAGGAAGAGGAUGGCAAAGGGCGACGAAAUUCUCCCAAAGACCAGGCGGUCGAGGAGAUGGACAGCCAAGCAUGGGAGCAAGAGGCAGAGGCUGCCGAGCCUGCUGGAGGGGAGGAGGAAGCAGCGGGCAAGUCCAGAAGGCGCAGGCGCAAAAAGUCAGAGCCUGAGGAGCAACAGGAGGAGCGUCGCAAAGGGCGGCAGGCGGGAGACAGGCGAGUGUCUGCGGAGCACACAGAGGCUGAGACUGCUGAAGAGCAAGCGGAAGGGGAGGAGGAACCAGAGGAGGAAGCUGAGGAGGAGGCCUCAAGAAGACGCCGGCGCCGGCGCAAGAAAGAGCUGAAAGCUCAAGAUUCUGUUCUGGCAACAUUGGAUGAGUUCUAG